Molecule: messenger RNA, 5028 nt
Organism: Gadus chalcogrammus (walleye pollock)
Lineage: Eukaryota; Metazoa; Chordata; Actinopteri; Gadiformes; Gadidae
Product: cAMP-specific 3',5'-cyclic phosphodiesterase 7B-like
Exons: 12
Coding region: 1-1584 (527 amino acids)
Molecular function (GO): 3',5'-cyclic-AMP phosphodiesterase activity
Source: RefSeq, a predicted model, not a curated record
AUGCCGGUCCUCGGGGGCCUGUGGGCUCAAGACCUGGGGCUGCGAGAUCCCGGCCCAGGGGUGGGGGCCGACGUAACGGCCGGUGUCACCCCCAACGAGGAGGACGAGGGCCCCCCUUCCCCGGUGUGGGGGCCCCUGGGCUCCUCACCAGUCACCUGCGGCGCCCUGUCCCUGGCGCUGGAACUGCCCGCUCUCCUACGGCAGCUGAGGGCCGCCUGGAGGGCCCGCCGAGGGGGCCCCCGGGGGCCCGAGCAAGGUCAGACACCCGGAGCUUGGAGGGUGGAGGUGGAAGAGCUGGGGCAGGACGCAGAAGAGAAGAGUGCACAGCGGGCAGCUGAUGGCAUAUUGGCCAGAGGUCAUGCAGGUGUGUUGCUGGCUGAGAGAAGAGGCUCCUACCCACUGAUUGACCUGCGCAUCCUCAACACCAAUGUCCAACAGGGGGAGCUCGAGGCGGGCUCCAGGAGGAGUGUGAAGCGUCAGCUGAGCUUCCAGAGGUACUGUCACGCCUCACGGUUGCUGAGGGGGCAGGUACCCCGUGCCCCGGGGUCUCUGCACCUACUGGACCACCAAUACCUGGGACAGGCAACGCACAUGCUGUCCAAGGUGGGCACGUGGAACUUUGACAUUUUCCUGUUUGAGCGUCUCACCAACGGUUACAGUCUGGUCACUCUGAUGUGUCACCUGUUAAACGUCUAUGGUCUGAUCCAGCACUUCCACCUGGACAUGGUCAAACUGCUCAGGUUUCUUGGCAUGGUGCAAGAUGACUACCACUCCCACAAUCCUUAUCACAACGCUCUCCAUGCUGCAGAUGUCACACAAGCCAUGUACUGUUACCUGAAGGAAUCAAAGCUUGCAGAGCUGCUGAGUCCCACCGACGUGUUCCUGGGUCUGCUGGCGGCGGCGGCCCACGACGUGGACCACCCCGGGGUCAACCAGCCCUUCCUCAUCAAGACCGGCCACCACCUGGCCUCGCUCUACCAGAACACCUCGGUGCUGGAGAGCCACCACUGGCGGUCCACGGUGGGCAUGCUCCGAGAGUCGGGCCUGCUGUCACACCUGCCACUCUGCAUGAGGCAGGACAUCGAGCAGCAGCUGGGCUCCCUCAUCCUGGCCACAGAUAUCAGCAGACAGAAUGAGUUCCUGUCCACCUUCAGAGAACACCUGAACCACCAGAGCCUGGACCUCCAUCAAGCCCCACACAGGCACUUUAUACUGCAGAUUGCUCUGAAGUGUGCAGAUGUGUGUAACCCAUGUCGGGAGUGGAACCUCAGCAGACAGUGGAGUGAGAGAGUGUGUGAGGAAUUCUACAGGCAAGGUGACAUCGAGAAGAAAUUUGCCUUGGAGGUCAGCCCUCUGUGCAAUCAGCAGGAAGACUCUGUCCCCUCCAUCCAGAUAGGCUUCAUCUCCCAUAUCGUGGAGCCCUUGUUUGAGGAGUGGUGCCGGUUCACCGAGCCCAGCCCACUCAGCCACACAAUGAUGGACCUCCUGCAGCAGAACAAGACUUGCUGGAUGGGCCAUGCCCAUCUGAAAGAAGAAGAAGAAGAUGGAGGAGGAGAAAACAGGGGACCGGUGGCGAACCCAUAAUCCUCGCUAAACCUUCCUCCAUGUUGGGUUUUUUCUUCUUCUUCUUCUUCUUCAUCUACCUUUCCAAACCCAGGAAAGGAGCAAGUGGGUGGGGAGGUGGCUCGUGGUCGGACGGCUCCGUCUUUGUUCAGACGAACCUCUGUGGCUGUAUGCACGGGCCUGGAGGGCUGUGUGGGGCCACGAGAAGGGUAAGGGGAUAGCGCCCUCUGGUGGAUUGGAGGUGGAAGGGAAGUAUGACAGGGAAAGUGCAUUGAGAAAGGCCGCAAGGGGAACUUGAUGAAAACGCUCCUCUCGUCUUCUUUACCCGGGUAUAUGGGCGGCUAUGUGGAUGGUUUUAAAAGAGCAAGUUAUCAUUUCAUAGACAGCUUUGACUUUAUGACUUGAUGAAAGUAGCCUAUGUCAAAACGAUGAAACGCUUUACAGCUGGACUGGGGUAAAACAUUUGUUUCAAUUACUGUAAUUAUUUCAUUUAUUAUUAUUAUUAUUAUUAUUAAUACCAAAAAAAAAACAAUUUAAACAUUUUAUAAUAUAUCGAGGCUUUUAUAAAUUGUAUGUACUUUCUUUUGUCUUUUUCAAAUUUUGCACUCUGUUGGACACAAUUUAAAAAAUGUCUCUCUGCCUCCUGUAUAGAAAGAGGUAUUGUGGCGCAGACUUACCCUAUCAUUGGAGUAAAUGUGGAUACCAAUAACCAAUACCUGUGUUUUAAGAAAACUGAAUCGUAGAUACGUUGGAUUUUUGUGGACUGAACUUGGCAGGUGAUAUGGAAACAAACAUAACUUGAGCCCUUUUCAAGGGCUUGUUUUUUAUGGCAUACCAAAAGCCAUACAACUCACUGUACUUUCUAAAAUAUAAUCGAUACAAACGGUGUGGUGCUGGAACUCCGCAAUUCAAAUGCCAAAAUCUCUACAUGUGCACUUAUACUGGUUCAGAAUGUCAAAAAACUCUUUGUGCAUAUGAUUUGAAUGGUUUGUACAGGUGAUCUCAACCUCAUAGGCCUCACAACAACACACCCUCCAUUCACAACUGCCUUUGCACCAAGCAGCGAUUUGAUCCAUCACUUGUACACACCGUUCACUACUGAGGUAUUGUCAAGUUUAUAAUGCAGUACUCCUUUGUCUUCUACUCUUUGGUACAAGGAGUACCGUUGAUUUUUUUGCUUGGUUUCUUAAUACCACUUCCGCAGAUCCAUGCACUUCUUUCACAAUUGGUCGUCAGUACGUAGGAACCGGGGAUUUCUUUCCACCAAAAUCGAAUGGUUCAGAUUAUACUGCCAAUCAUACAGGGUUUCAUCUAAUUGACUUCUACUCACUACACUGAUUGGUAUCCCCUUCAGGCAUCCUCCCUGUUUGAGGAAAUUAAUUGUUUCUUCAUAUUUCUUUGUGUCUUAAUCUAAUGUUCAAUAACAAAUGCAACUGUAUAUUUCAUUCCAACAUUUUAAUACUACAAUAAUGUCUGGUAUUGAUCGGAGUAGUCAACUUUGGUUUCAUGACCAUGGUUAAAUACUAAUUAGGGAAUAAUCACUUUUAACUGCACAAAUGGGCACUUUUGUUAAGGGGACUCCCAUACAGCGACUCUUUACCGAAAGUAAUAACAAAUUGCGUUCAAACACAUGAUCCAAAGGUUCAGAGUUUUGUAAAAGGAUAAACAAAGUUUAAAGUGUUGCCACUGGCUUGCGUGUUUGGGGAACUUUUUAAAAUGAACUCAGAAGAGGUUUUAGUGGUUACUGCCAUAGUUAAGAGGGGAGCACAAGUGCUUUUUUAUCUGCAAUCUAGUCUAGGGGUGUUUGACUCUCACCCCAACAUGACGGGACACUACAAUGAUGGGACUGGCUUAUAACAGGCCCGCGACAGCACCAGAUACAAGAUUUUUCAUUUUCUUUAGUCAGUAUUUGAUUUGGUUGCCGUUAUUAUGUGAAGACAAUUUACAAAGAUUAUACAAAUGCUUCUAUAAUAAAUUGCCAACCUUAGCUUUAAUGGAAAACUACUGCAAGUCAUUUGGGAUACUUGUCUCUAUUAAACGAUUUAGUAGUACCUCAGUAUACCGAGCAAGCAAGCCAUAGUCACAUCACUGUUAUUGACCAGAACUUCAACAACCACAAAGGUACACUGUCUGUCUAUUUCUCAGUGUUUCAUUGUGUAGCACACCUUCAUGAAUAGGUAGCUGUAGAUUUAAAAAAAAUAAAAGUUUCCUGCUGCUGACUAUAUGGUCUUGAUUCACCCCCCACUUGCUAAUGACCGGCUCAGAUUAUAUUCUAUCAUAAUGGAAAGGAAAUAAACUUGUUUCUUUACCUUUUGGUGGAUAUGGUCUGUUUGUUAUUGUGUCCGACCCAUUCUGGCUCAAGGAGUCUCUGAAAUCGUGUCGCAUUGUUGAAGGAUAUUUCCCUAUUGUUUUUUACAAUCUCAACUGUCCUUCGACCAAACCUUUUAGAUACACUAAGCUUUGCUUUCUGUAGUCCAACACAGCAAUCAGCGUUCUCUCCGGCUCUCACCCACGUGUCCAUCCAACCCCAAAGAACAAACAGACCGCGAUCAAGCCAAAAUGAAUCGACUACUUUUAUUUCUCUGUAGGGAUUCAUUCCGUAAUGAUAUAAGGAGAUGGGAGCCGUUCAGUAGCAAACACAAGCCCUGUCAGAAGACACACAUUGGCGGGGAGAAACCGCCCAAAGCAGUACAUUGUUUGUUUCUGCGGCUUAAGGAUUACGUUCUUGCUCAAUACUGGACACAUUAAAAAAAGAUCUGCCCAUACCAGUCCCUUAAUCCUAAAAAGAUAAGAAAAUCCAGUCCAGGUUAAAAAAAAAAGCCGCUAAAUGAAAGAAUACCUAUCCUUUAAGGCCCCCGCUUUUCACCUAUCUUGAUGAUAGCGAACUUCCAGGGAAUCCAUUGUUCAGUCUAAACCCUCUGCAGUGCCCCAUUUCCCAGACGUGUUCUUAUGAGUCACACGGGUGAGGCUAAUAGCACUCAUAAUGGCUCUGCUGCUUUUAUUUGCCAGGGCCCAAUUAGAAGAGUAAUUUUAGUGCAGAUAGGUCUACCACCUGUGUGCUAGGACAUAAAAGGAGCAGAUCCAUAAUGAGGGGUGUGAGCCACACCUGUGUUUAUUCUACCAUGACACCUCGGUGAAAGGGUCCAUUGAGGUUUGAAGUCAAAUGUUUGCAUUGGUCUGCACUGAAGACAGUACAUGUCACACAAUAACUGUUUUUUGACUUUUACCUUGAUGUAUACAUUUCCGUGAAUAUUACUGAAGGUAAAUGUUUCCACAGUUGUCUAUCCCGUGAUAUCGCCUGGUAAGUGAUUUUAUUGGAUCACUGUAGCUGAUAUAAGGCACCUGGCACCUUUGUAAUUUAAUGUGAUAUCUCUGAAGUCUCUGUGUUAUCUCUGUUAGUACUGUUUUUCCCAAAAGUGUAUCCGCUGCAUUGAAAAUACCAAUGGCAAAUAAAGAAAUCGAUUC